Puntigrus tetrazona (Sumatra barb) is the source of this 5749-nucleotide messenger RNA. RefSeq names its product zinc-binding protein A33. Gene Ontology annotation, molecular function: protein binding. NCBI's taxonomy places the organism in Eukaryota, Metazoa, Chordata, Actinopteri, Cypriniformes, Cyprinidae. The coding region runs from base 204 to 1301 and encodes 365 amino acids. The transcript has 6 exons. The record is from RefSeq and is a predicted model, not a curated record.
ACCUCCAGUCUGGCCUUUGAUAUAUUGCCCUCAUAUUGCCUUUGUCCUUCCCUCCUCUCUCCCUUUCUCUCUCUUUCUCUCUCUUUCUCUCUCGGUCUGUGAGUGUGUUUAUACACACCUAUCAGUCAGCUUGAUUUAACCCCUCUCUCUCACACGUGAGAUACCAGAGUUCUGUCUGCUUUGUUCUGACAAGGAGAACUGGAAUGCACACAAAUCACAUGAAGGACACAAACAACAACUUUAACAACUCUCUCCUCGGUGCCCAAAAGGAGAAGCUUAUUCAGGCAAUUAAAAAGAUCAAACAUGAAAUCGAUGAAUGUUAUGAGGCUGAGAAAGAUGCCUUUGUGGAUGCACUGGAGGUCGAGAAUAGAUUUGAAGAGAUAGAGCAUGAAAUCCGAGCAGAGUUUCAAAACCUCCAUCGUUUCCUGGAUGAGGAGGAAGAGACGGAUCUGGAACGGCUAAGGAAGGAAAGGGACAGACGAGUGAAGAUCUUAAAAGAGAGAGAGAAAAAGAUUGGCAUGCAGAGUAGAGAUCUAGAGAAAGCCAUCGAGACGCUAAACUGCAAACUGCGGGAAGAUGACAGCCCCAAACUUUUGAAGGAAAUCAAAGAGCUUCUGAAAAGAUGUGAGGUGAAUUUCAUUCGUCCUCCGCCCGUAGACAGCGAAAUUCUCUCUGGUCAGUUUGUGGGACCCAUUCAGUACCGGAUCUGGAAACACAUGAAAACAGCCCUCUAUCCAAACAUAUCCACGUUGACUUUUGACCCUGAAACAGCGCAUCCGCUCCUAACCCUCUCUGCUGAGAGAACCUCGGUGACUUACGAGGAUGACAAGGUGCUGCCUAACGAGAACCCAGAUGAAAGGAACCCGAAGCGCUUUCAUUUCUACUAUUGCGUGAUGGGUUCAGAGGCCUUCACUCAUGGCCGUCAUUACUGGGAGGUGGAGGUGAAAGGCAAGACCGCCUGGAGAGUGGGUGUGGCCAGAGUGGACAUACCCCGUGGAGAGAUGGACUCUUCCUCGACGUUAAACGGACUGUGGACACUGUCCCUCAGAAAUGGCUCUAUCACGGCCUGCACCCACCCAAAGCCCACAAAGGUGCUCUCAUACACCCUCCCCAUCCGCAUCGGCAUCUUCCUGGACUGUGAUAACGAGGAGGUUUCUUUCUACAAUGCUGUCACCAUGACGCCACUCUUCUCAUUCUACAUAGGGACCGUUCUAGUGCCGCUCUAUCCAUUCUACAACCCAUGUGACACAGAUGAAGGAAAGAACUGUGCUCCUCUUUCCCUAUUUCACCCAUCACUUUGAGGGAUUGACAUGGAUGUUUGCUUUUCCACUUCCUCUGUUGACACAUUUUGCAACGCUGAAGUCUGAUUACCCGGAAGCUUGUAUGCCUGCAAAGCUAGAGAGCCGUUUUGUUAACACUUAACAGUAGCUGUAACCCAGAUUUUGGGUUAUUUAAAUUCUUUAAGAGGGCAAAUUUAAACUUUGAAUGAGCUCAAAGUGCUAUUUUCUGCAAGGCUAUUCUCUAGGAGCUAGCUGUUGAGUAUACAUUGGUUGUGCAUUUAUUAUUUAUUUGCAUUAUGGGAUUAAACGAGUACACUCUAUAAUACACUACACUUUCAGACAUCAUUUCAAAUUAUGCAACAUAUAAGGGUAUGGGAUCAUUUAAGACACAGUGAGUGAGAUUUGCUCCAGUCAGUCAUCUAUUCAGACCUAAAAAGCAAUGUUGAGAUUGUUACAGUGCAGUUCUUUAUAGAGCACAUUUCUCUUACAAAUAAGGAAUAUUUCGCACAGAAAUUAAAUUCAUUUUCAUGAUUUAUGUUUCAGAACUGUAUGCCAUUUCGGUUUGACAUCAUGAUGUUGAUAAUGAGACUCUCAAAAACUAGUGAGCUUUGACUUUGUCUGGCAAUGACCGUAUCUGAUUUGAAAGCUGCAGAGGAGGUGAAGAUGAUUAUCAGCUAAAGUAGUGCAUGACUCACAUGGUCAACAUUUAUAGUGCUUUUUUGUCCUUUUUGAAACUUGACAGAUCAAAAUAGCAAUAAAAAUGUAUUUUAAAAAAUAAACAUGAGUUUGGAAUGCUGGAUUUCAUCUCAGAAGCUAAGCAGGGUUUGGUUCAGUUAGUACUUAGAUUGGAGACAGCCUGGGAAUAGCAGGUGCUUUAUCCUCGGGUGGCAUGCUGGCUCAGUGUUAACAUUCACAGCAAGAAGGUGCCUGGUUUGAGUCCCAGCUAAGUCAGGAGGCCUUUCUGUGUGGAGUUUGAAUGUUCUGCCUGUGUGGCUUAUUUCCGGGUGCUCUGUGAUGGACUGACCAUCUGUCCUGGGUGUUUUCCUGCCUUUAGCCCAAAAUGCUGGCUUAGAAUGACAUAAUUAAUAAUAGAAUUUUCAUUCGGGAGAGAACUAUUUCUUUUUUAUUUGAUAUAUUUGUAUGCAAAUAAAUAAAAUACAUGCCAUUUAUUUGUUUGAAAGUGACGUUAGUACAUACACUGUAUCUCUGUAAAGGGACUUGCACAAUAAAAUAGAAAGCUGUGAAAAAAUAAAAAAAGUGAAAUGCAUUUCUCUGCCUGUUGACACACUAUUAAAAGCGACUGUUUACCAUUAUUUGUCUAUAAAUAAACUAGGCCGGUCUGCUGCAUUAUGCCAGCUAUGUGCUGUUGGAGUGACAAAGCAAAAGAGGGAGGGUCUCUCUGAACCCUGCCAGCAACAGGCCUGUGCAGAAGGGAAGAAAAAGCUAGAGAGACAGAUGAGUGACUUUGAAUCUGAUUGACUACAAGGGCAGAAAGCACUAUCUUUUUUUGGCAAGUGUCUCACAGCCACAGGACAGCAUUUAUGACUGCUGUGUCACAGGUGUGAGGAGAAAAAACAACACACUUUGAAACAUUUUAAAAUCAUUUAUUAUCAUUUCUAGGCAUGAAAUAAAGGAAGUAUCACUUCUUUACAAAAUGUUUAUGUGUUGUGUUUGUGCAAAAAGGAAGAGCGGGGACUGAUAAACUGUAGAGCAUCACUCAGGUGGAAUAAGUAGAGGAAAAGAGAGGCAGAAACCUCUCAUGCACCUGUGGGACACAACUGCACGUUGAGUUUACUUAAAAUACGCACAACACCACAGGAUACUUGGGCUUCUCGUACUCUAUACAUUCUCACCGCUCAUUUUCCUCAUUUUUGAGAGAUAAUUCCACACCCAUUGAAUUCUGAGUAUUGAGUAAGGGAUAGUUCAUCCAAAAAUGUAAAAAUUGUUUACUCACGCUCAAGUUGGUUCAAACAUGACCUUCUUCUCUGAAAACUGUUUUUGUCCAUAUUAUUAAAGUCAGUGGGGUUGUAAAAAACACUAAUCUCUACACUAAACUGUAGCUGUAAGGACAAAAUUACGAAAUGAGUGUGAGUGAAAAAUCUUUUCUGGAUGAGCUAUCUCCUUAAUGCCCUUGUGUUUUUCGACCAAUCAGGUCUAACCAAUGGAAUGGAAAGAUAUAAGGUGAAACAUAGAAUGCAACAUUUUCAGUGACAUCCAUAGCAGGGAUGUUUUACACAAUGGAAUUAUCCAAUCAGAGACCUGCAGAGCCGUGCGAUACAUGAAAAUCAGCGUACUUUUAGACGUAUACACACUACCUCCUACAUAUGCAUGACCACACUAGCACAGAUGGACACUAUGGGAGCGUAACUCUUUAGCAUGCAAUGACAGAAUGCAAUGACGAUGCAUCGAUACUUUCGUGUCUGAAUUUGUAAAGAGCGGAAAAGCGCUAUAUAAACUGAAUUACUAUUCCAUUGGUAUAGCCUUGAGGGCCGACUAAAUCAAAGUGACCUGCAACACGGCUAUCUCGGUAUCGAACAGAUAGCAGUCGGAUAUCACUAGACAGCAUGAAGUCCAUUCUGAUAGAAAUCUCACACUGUGCACUCCCUUAAAUUGAAUGUGAAUUUAAUACCACUUAAAAAGGAACAGCAAUUACCAGCCAGCCGGGGAGAAAAAGGACAUUGCUAAUUGCAUUGAAAUGACAGCUAUCCAAUGGAGCUUCUUGCUAACACACUGACGCGCACAAACAUACUCACAUGCACUUGUACAAACACAUACAGGCCUCCUGAUGUUGCCAAUGAUGAAUAACAUCUAUAAUCUCUCUUCAUUAAUACCAAAUUGCACCCACAUACAUACAACACAAGCAUCAACACACAAAAUACAAAAACGGACAGUAAUCAUGUCAUGAUACAAGACUAAUAUCAGUGGCAGUGUCCUGAAGGGUAGCAAAUAUCUUAAGCAUGAUAAGACACUGUGAUGAUUCAGGGAGUGAUCAGAGGAAAAUUGAUUUUGCCUGGAAACCUUUGUAAUGUGCAUUAUCGGGAUGCACUUAAGUGUGACAUCAUUUGCUGGAAAUGAAAGUAAGGGCAUUUGAUAUCAAGCUCAGGGUUAACAGACAAUGGGAUUAGCUGAAGGGAGCAUGACAGUUACGCUACACUAUAGUUCAUAGGUUUUGUAUUGUAUAAAAACCCCUCCUUUGUCUGCCUGCCUGUGAAUCAUUGUGAGAAACUAAAGAAUGUGGAACUUGAAGACCAAACUACAGAACCUCACAAUACACACUUAUUAUUAUUAUGCAUGUGUACAUGUAUCAUUGUGUACCUCCAAGUUUUUUAUAUUGCUUAGAUGUUCUCCAAUACGACUCUCUCUCUCUCUCCAAACUGAGUGGGAAUGGGGACUUUAAAGGUGGACUCAGUAAUUUUUUAAUGCUAAAAUGAAUAACACUUUUGAAAUAUGUUUUAAUAUCAGCCCAAACCGCUGUUUAAUUUCACAUGGAGUGGGUCACCUCAUAGGUGCCUCCAUGUUCAAAUCACAUGACUAAAUGAAUACUUGAUUAUCUCUUUAUCUCGAAGAACCCUCUUAUUAUAAGACACUUUCAUUCACUAUAAACUGAUCACAGCUGACUGCAAACAAAGCAUUUCUACAAUGUUAUUGGUAACCUAACUCAAGUGUGUUCGCAUGAUUUUACCUCCACACCGCUAGGUGUCAGUGUGGGUCCAAGACCAGUGUCUAAAUCGAAUAAACGAAAAUUACUGAGUGCAUCUUUAGCAUCAAAAACAUGGUUCAGCUUUGCUCAUAAACAAUCAAAUAUCAAAUUUUGUUUUGUCAUGGACAUAUCGUUUUAAGUUUUAAUGCUAAAGUGUUCCUAUGGUUAUAACAUCUAGGUUUUGUGAUAUUUACAUUAUGAGAUGUGACACUAAGACCGUAUGGCUUUCAAAUGACAUUUCCUUGCACUGAUAUUAAAACAGCUGUUAAAGGCUGAGAAGGAACAAGGCCAUUUUCAGAGGUUUGUGGGAAAGGCAUUGCCAAAUAUCUGAUUGAAGUUUUGUAAACCUUUGAUUGCAUUUCAAACCUUGUGCUUUGCCAAAAAAUCUACUUUUUUAUUUAACGUUAACAUACAUUGCAAUGUUGUUUAAUUAGUAGUUGAGUACUUUAGUCAGGCUUAAAUGUGAGGUAGUGAUCAGUUAGAAAAUCUACCCACAAACCUCCAGUCUGUCAGAUCUGCCCACACUUCAAGACAUUGAUACGAAUAUCGAGUCAGCUACCAUCCCUGUUACUCACUGUGUUUUAUCAUCUGCUCCCACAGAUAGUGUGGUAGGAGCAGGUUCCUGGACUCAUACAACAUUAACAGGCAGUGGUGUUCAGGUUCUACCGGAGGCACCAGGAAUAUAUGUAAACUGAUAUGUGAGACUGUAUUGUCUUACAACUACGACUAUAAAUCCAAAACUAUUUGUGGAACAUUGUAGCAACACAAA